AUGACUGUAUACACCAAAGCAGUUCCACCAGACACCAGCCAGGUCACAGAUGCAGAGAAUGAGUCUGAUGCUAAGCAGCAAGAACUCGAAUUAGCAAACUGCGAGAAUGAUGAUUGUGACAAUAUUCAGACAGAUGACAAGGGUGCAGGAAAUGACGAGGGUGCAGGAGAUGACGAGGGUGCAGGAGAUGACGAGGGUGCAGGAGAUGAUGAGGGUGCAGGAGAUAAUGUGAGUGAUAAUAAUAUAAUUAUCGUCAUGGAUGACAUGUACGGACCUGACGAGUGGUAG
Sparassis crispa is the source of this 288-nucleotide messenger RNA. RefSeq lists its product as hypothetical. The record is from RefSeq and is a predicted model, not a curated record. Bases 1 to 288 code for a protein of 95 amino acids. The transcript has a single exon. Lineage: Eukaryota; Fungi; Basidiomycota; Agaricomycetes; Polyporales; Sparassidaceae.